AUGGAUACUCCAACGAAAUGGAUUGCUUCGAUGAUUGAACGCCUCCUGAGCUCCUAUCUGAAUAAAACUUCGGUCAAAAUCCCUUUUGAGAACGACCAGAGCAACCUCCGCUUCCGGACCGAUGCCAUCAAGAGCGUUCUGGUGAACAGUUGUACGGAAGACCGCCACUUUAACAAGCUCAAUGUGACCGACUCAGAUGCCCAAGUCGAAGCGAUCUUUUCCAGAGAGGCGCUGGAGGACUAUCAGAAGAGAUACCCACAGCAUCCGUUCAGCAAGGCGGAGAUACGAGGAUACCGUGUUCAGCUGGAAGACUUUGAGCUGGUCUUGGAAUAUACCACGGCAACCCCGAAGGUCCAUCUCUAUGUCCAACGUUUCAAGGUAGAAUGGGGCUCGGCCAGGGUCAAGACCCCCGCAAAGGGGAAGACCCUUCGGAAACAUCCGGUUUAUAAGUUGAUGCAAGAUGCGUCCAGAGAUGCCAAGCAAUCUUUGCAGCAUAUCAUGGCGCCUGCCCCUCGAGCCAAGGAUUCGUUCUCUUCGCAGACCCAUCAGUCGUUCCAAAUGCCUGCCUCGCAGAAUGGUUUCAUGUCCCAGGUAUAUCCAGCUCCUCAGGCUCAGGCUACGCAGCGUCCGCCACGCCCGGGCACAAGUGAUAGGGUCUCUACUCUCCUUGCCAUGCUAGAUCAGCGGGUUGGGAUUAAAAGCCCUUCGGAUCAACUGAGUCGCAUACCUCCCCUCCCCCCGAUUCCGAAUCACCAGCACGGGACUGCUGUAACUACAGCAAUGGCAAACAUACCUUCUACCAGGUAUUAUACUGCAGAACAUGCCAGGGCUGAUAUAGACAUCACGCCUUUGCCCUUUACCGUGCUGGGUGCAACCGCGCAACCAGUCCCGCGCCCAUCGAGCAAUCAGUUCCUUCGGAUAGCUUCGCAGCCUCCCGCCACGGACAGCGAAUCCCUGCCCAGAGUAUCAAGGAACUCUGCGCCGCCAAAUGGUCGCUCUGAAGCAGAGCCACAGCCACAGCCAGCAGGAUUGUCUCAGAAACGCGCAGAGAAAAAAACUAGUCCCUCACUGCAGACGGCCCAACAAUCUCACAGGGCGGUAGUUAAUGAGAAGCAGCCGCUGGAGAAACCGGGACUUUGCCUUGAAGACCCCUGGAAGGAUUUACCUCGAAUUGAGGAACGGGAUAUUCGUAUACCCAAGGACCAACAGGAUUUACUAGGGUUACAUAAGCGCCGCUGGAUACCACCUCUACCCGGGGAAAGCAAACCACAAGGCCACGUACCGCCUCGUCUACUUGCUCAGUGGAACACUGUUGUGACGCGAAGAGCCCGCGCCGCUAGCGAAAGGUCACCGGAACAAGCAACACCGGAAUCGCCUCCGUCCGAAAGGCCUCCACUUGAUCCUCCCAGCCCCACACCUCGAGCCGAUUCAGACUCAGAAGGCGAGCCUCUGACGUCGCAGUGGUCAGAAAGCUCCCCGGAACAGACUAUACGUCGACGUCCAGCCCUGCCUGAAGAUAGUAGCCCUAUAAGAGGGAGCCCGCGCAGGCUAGGGCGAAAUGUACCGUUGGCAGAUAGACCCGAAGUGCAAGCGGAACGUAUGGCCGAAGAGUCUAUUCCGGAAUUCCGUCAGCGUGUUCUAAGCACGGGGUCUGAGAAGUCAGGGGGCGUUGCUGGUCGGGCCAAAACAGGUAUCCAUCCUGCUCGGCGAAGCAUCACAGUUCGAGACCAUAGUCUACGAGAUGACUCGGAUGGAGACAGUGAUGACUCCAUGAUGGACACCUCUGUGCCUUGUCCACUCGGAGUCGAACUAUCUCAGUCGCAGUUUGUCAGUCAGUCGGAGCGGGAUAUAACCAGCUCAGGCCCGUCUCUUCCUGCGCCUGCUACACAGGAUCAGGUGCAGGUUCUGGACACCCCCGAGACCAACUUGAGACGGUUCCGCCAUUCUCAGCCCGAACUGAGUAGCAAAGCCCCGCAAGUGCAGGCCCCUAGUACCCAGUCACCCAGUGUAGACAAAUCUUCAUCUCAGUCACGAAUUCUGAAUUCAGUCGGGAGUAGCACCAACAAGGGAUCUUCUUCACAAAGUCUUCCACAUGAUCGAUCCCAGGGCACUAACGCGGAAAUUCGAGUGGACAUUGUUGGGACACAGAUGAAUAGUCGGGACCUACCAACGCAGGACCCAACGCCCUGUUCUACCGCAGAUGUGGUUCUAGAUUCAAGUGCCCCGAGACUGCGUGAAGCGAGUGUGAUUAUGGGAGUCGUACUGCCCUCAUCUCUGCCGCUCGAGACCGAUGGUCAAAAAGAAGCUAGCUCCGAUUUUCUGGCACAGAGAUCGUCAAACCGGCAUUCCGUGGGAGUGGUCUCGAAACGUCCUGCGUCUGCUCUUGAAAACGAGGCAUGUGGCCCAUCCAAACGACCUCGAACGCAGCCGCCUGAAACAGCGCCUGAACCAGCUUCCAGCGCAUUGCAUCAACAGAGUCCCCGCAAUCCCGCUGAUAGCUGGGAAGCUCAUCAGACUUAUGGGAAGUUCUGUCGUAAUUAUCCAAACUAUAGUGGCGACUUUCAUCACUUCUCCAAGCUCUGCUAUAAGCUUCAGGCUGUGCGAGCUAAGGGCCACCUGCAACGGUCGUUCUUAUGGGAUGACUUCAUUAUCAAGCAUCCGGAAGAUUUUCCUGGCUAUAUACAGCACAGCCAGGCAUCGGAAUCAAAGUCCAUGGAUUACGAAGACUAUUUUGCAGCUACUUUUUCCCGACCUGUAUACAAGAAGCGAAGCCUGACAGCGCAGGGUAUCGCGAUUGCAGCAGCACAGUAUGACCCAGCCAACGAGGACCAUGUGCCUGCUCCUGUACCUGCCUCGCCACCUAGGCUAGACACAUCGUUUACUGGCAGUCUUGUGGACCGCUUCACUAACCUGAAAGCUGACUCUUUCGAGCCAGGGAGUCAGGCCACCUUGUCCGACACUGACAUGGAUAUAUCGUCUGUAAUGUCGUCACCCACUCCCCAUCGCCAGCCUCAAUCUGUCGCCCAGGCCGGGAAUUGGAAUAUGACACGCCAUACAGAGCAAAAGCACACUGAGGAAGAUGCGUCUUCUGACCUUGCCUCAGCAGAGCGGCUUGUAAUACCUACGAGCUCAGCCAGCGCUUACGAGUCUGCCCUGGAAUAUGCCCCCAUGCACGAUGGGAUUACCGCUUUCGAGAAAGAGAAUGCUUCAGAGUCUAGUGGUUUAGAAAGUGGGGAGAUAUCUGAGGCAGCGACACCAACUCCAGGCAACCAAGUUUCAGCAUUUGAGACUGCGCAGCACGAACAGCACAUUAAGGAGCAUUACAUAGAUGAUCGAGAUACCACUCCAACACCCGCGGAACCAGUUACCGUGGUUGAGUCCGAGCAGCACGCUUCGCAAGUCGAAGACAGUUUGAUUGCUGAUCGUGACGAUACUCCGACAUCUGCGGGACCGAUCACAGUGGCUGAAUCCGAGCAGCACGCUUCGCAAGUCGAGGACACCUUGAUGGCCGAUAGCGGCGCCACUCUAAUACUAGCGGAGCUAGUCCCUGUGGCUGAGCCCGAGCAGCAUGCUUCGCAAGUCGAGGGCAGUUUGAUGGCUGAUUGUGACGCCGCUCCAAUACCAGCGGAGCUAAUCCUCGCUGUUCAGUCUCAGCAUGAAUCGCAAACUAAGGAUCGCACUGUGACUGAUCAAACAGCUGAGACGACAGUGUCCGAGCAUGUGGGAAUCAGCCAAGUAAACGAGCUUGAAGACAGCCAAGAUGUCUCAAUGGGCGAGUUGGAAAGCCCAGAUGAAUCGAUCUUGGAAGAUGCUGACAUUAUGGCUGGCCAAGAGUCGGAAUCGGUGGUCCCAGAAGAACACCCGGAAGUGAUCAGUGCAAGGAACGCAGCACUGUCCUCCGUGCUUGAGGCGCAUGCCAACGUACCUGUUGAAGAUGCCCACACUGCCGUCGAUCAGGGGGUGGAAGAAGUGGACACAGCAGAACACCCGCCAUCAUUGAUUGCAGCUAAGGAAGUCACUCUGGAAGAACAGAACGAGUCGAUCGUGGAAGACUUUCAUGACACAGUUGGCCAGGAAGCCGAGGAUAUGGACUCAGCGGAGCACCUCCAACCCGUCGCUGCAGCGGACCAAGCAGGGCCCACCACCGUGGGGGAACAAGAUCAGUCUCAGGCCCACGACACACCUGACGAAGAAAGCCAAGAUGUCGAUAUGACAGUAGAAAGUCAAGAGUCGUCGAAUACAAACACGCAAGACUCUGUUGGCCAAGGAACUACGCUAUUGGACGUAGCAGAACAGCCACAGGCCAUUCUUGCAGACAAGGCUGGGUCUCACGAACCAGAAGAGCAUAAUGAGUCAACGGGGCAAAGCUUACACGAUACCACUUACAUGGAGGUCGAAAGAGUUGGUUCAGCGAAGCACUUGCCGUCUGAUGCAGCAGGGGAGCUAAAUAACUCCGAGGCGGAAGAACACGAUGCGUCGAUAAAUCAAGACACUCCUGCCGUUGAUCACAGAAGUGGGGCCUCCGAAGGACGGGGAGAACACGACCAAUCGGUCAUCCAGGACAUCCAGAACUCAUUUGAUCAGGAAAACGGAGAAAAGGACUCAGCAGCUACCUCACAUUCUGUUGUUGCAGAGUAUAGGGCAGAGCCCGCCCAGCCGGAAGUGCAAGAAGUGCCCUUUGCCGGAGGCACCAGUGAUGUGCCUGCUCAAGAGACGAGUGCGAUGAAUUCGGCUGAGCGAGACGCUGUUGUUGCAGGAGACGAAACAGUAUCUGCCAAACAACAAUCGGAGCCCUCGGACGCGGAGACUGGGAGCGCUGACGAGGAGCCGCGCUAUGUCAUGGUUGCGGCCGAACUACGAUCCGUCAGAAAUGGUUCAGUUAAGUCAGAAGGGCCCUUCGAUGCUAAUGUGGAGAGCGAUGUUGAGCAACUGCACUCUGGUCUUGCAGGGGAUGAAGCCAGCGCUCCCGACCAAGCUUUGCCAGUUCCAGCAGAGCACUCCGACACUGAUAUGGACAGCGAUACCGAGCUUCUGCCCUAUGUCCUGGCGGAGCACGCCGCCGGCUCGGCCGAACACGCACUAGUAGAACCGGCCGAGCACUCGGAUAUUGUCAUGGAGAGCGAAGUGGAGCUUCUGCUCUUUGACGCUACAGAGGAUAGAGCCAGCUCUACUGAGCAAGCACCAGUAUCUCCAGAAAUGCACUCCGACCCCGAAAAUGCGGGUCCGGCCGAUCCCAACGCGACGACCGCGUCCGAGUCCGAGGAGGAUGAGGAAAACGAUGACUUCAUGGGCAUCGAGGAACACCACGAGACCGCCAGCAUCGAACUCGGCGAAGAACCGCUGUCCCCGCCGCCCGCUCCUCAACCGCAAGCGCAGCCCGAGACCACAUCCGAGGUAGAGAGUGACACUGAUGAUGACAUGAACGAGAACUGGUUCCUGUCCCUUCGCCAUCUCCGUCCGACAGGACCAGUCUGGUCGGAUGACCCCAAUACCCCCUUCAAGCAGUGGGUUCGAGCCGACCAAGCGAUUCUAAGUGAGCGUGACCGCCGCGGCGGGGCGUACCUUCCUGUGGAUGCGAAGGGGGUGAUUCAACGGCCGGACUAUCGAUGACUUCUCAUUUUUUGUGGCUGGUAUUUCCUACUCUUCUAUAUCUUACUCUCCUCUUUAUCUCGGUGCAUAUUAUUACGUGGGACUUAUUUGUUAUUUUGCUGAUCAAAAGCGGGCGACAUGAGUUGGAUGAUUAUCCUCGGAUUCGAUGAGAUGAGAGCGGUUCAGGUUCGGAUAAUGAAUCCAGGUUUAUGACUACUACAUCUUGU
Aspergillus japonicus CBS 114.51 is the source of this 5816-nucleotide messenger RNA. RefSeq lists its product as uncharacterized. Bases 1 to 5610 code for a protein of 1869 amino acids. The transcript is spliced from 2 exons. NCBI's taxonomy places the organism in Eukaryota, Fungi, Ascomycota, Eurotiomycetes, Eurotiales, Aspergillaceae. The record is from RefSeq and is a predicted model, not a curated record.